GUUUUAGAUCAGAAUUCAGAAUGCAAAAUAUAUUUUUUUUCGUGGUAUAGUUGCUAUUUGAACAUGGAUUACGUUACCUUAUGCACUUAUAGAACUCAAACAAUAUUAUAGUUUACCAAAAUGAUUGUAUGGUUGACCAUAUAUAUUUCUUGGCGUGUAGGCUAAGUACUUGAUAUUAAUAUUAUUUUGCAAAAUUAUUGAUAUCAUCAUAAUUAAUAGGUAGUAUUAAAUGGACUCACAGAUCGACCAUAACAUCUUCAUUAUAUUCUACCAAAUUCCAUGGCCGCAACGGCAACUAGCACCGCCGCCGCGGAAAUGAUCAUAAUGUCUAAAAUCGAAGCCGCUCAUCAAUUGAUUCACCACGAAAACCAUGCCCGUGUCCGCAUUGCCGAGAAUCUGCAAAGCAGAAAGUUGGAUCGGGAAAGUUUACUCAGACAGUUAAUGUACCUGAUACCAAUGGAGUUUCGAUGUCGGCGGAAGAGGACGACGAUGAGAAUCCAGUAUGCUCAACAGAAUCUUUAUCAGCUACCCAUUCCAACAGAACAACAACUUCAUAAAGAACCUGAAUCUAUUAAGACCCUGAUUUACAAGAUCCGCCAUGGGACCAAAAGCAUGGUGGAGGAGAAGCGGAUUUUGAGAGCCAUGAAACAUGCACCGGACUUGCACUCGGAUAAACAAAUCAGGAACAAUCAUACCAUUCAACCAACAUUUGAUGAAAUACAAGCAUUGAGGAAACAAAAGAGGGCAUAUAAUGCUAAUGUGGAGCAACUAAAAGGACUAUUAGAAGCUUCAAAUAGGGAUAUUCUGUCUCUCCAGAAUCAAUUGGAUGACAUCAAUCGAAAGAAACAGCAAAUUUAUGAAUACAUUCUACAACUUAGAAACCUUAACAUACACAAAUAAUCACUAGUAUCUUCAAUUUGUUAGUUUAUUCCAUUUUGUGUAUAAGCAAUGGGCUAUAUAUUUCUCAAGUCUUAUUAUUGGAUCCAACCCAAGAAUUUUAUGUACUAUCCUAAGACACGUUUCAAAAUUGAAGGAUAUGGGUUAGUUGA
Molecule: messenger RNA, 1049 nt
Organism: Ipomoea nil (Japanese morning glory)
Lineage: Eukaryota; Viridiplantae; Streptophyta; Magnoliopsida; Solanales; Convolvulaceae
Exons: 4
Coding region: 280-900 (206 amino acids)
Source: RefSeq, a predicted model, not a curated record